CCUGCCACCACGAAGCUUAGCGCACCUGACGCUUUGAAGAAAUGGGCUGCAAGGCUGGUCUCUGGCGACGGCUCGCCAUUUAUAGAGCCGCUGGGGCCCCUCCAUCCGCAGAGGCAAAAACUGCACUACUAUCGUCAUGCCGACCAACAAGAGAAGCCCCAGUGGUACCAGAAAGAGAUGGAAAGCAUUAACCCCCAGGCCCAACGGCUCUUGGAGAAUUACAGUGGUAUUACACCAGCGGAGGUGCUCCCGCAUGUUUUGAAGCUGGUAAGCUUUUUCCGCACUGCUUUCAAAAGAACUGCCUAUCUAAAUCGGUUCAGCGCGACGAGGCGUUUAAAUUUCCAUUAUCCCUGCAUUGGCCAGCUACGCUUUCUUUCUUUCAAUCUCUCCGAGUCGCCCCAUUAUCCACGAGUAAUCGAACGGCUCCGCAAAGAUCCAGCGACCCGGUUUCUUGACGCCGGCUGCUGUUUCGGACAGGAGAUUCGCUUCCUCGCAGACCAGGGAAUCCUGGGAAAGCAGCUGUAUGGGAUUGACCUGGAACAAGCAUUCCUCGCUUUGGGAUACCAGCUCUUUCUUGACAAGGAUCGUUUACAGGCGACGCUCAUUGCCGGAGAUAUCCUCAGAAAAGGCCAGUUAUCUCAGGAGAUCUCUGGAAAAAUUGAUAUUAAUUGUGCCAGCUCUCUCCUUCACCUGUGGGACUAUGAGACGCAGUUGAAAGCCGCCGUGAGAUUCGUUUCGCUGUGCCGUGAUCAACCUGAUGUCAUGGUCGUCGGGCGACAGAUGGGAAGUCUGUCAGGUGGGCACUACCCAAUGUCGGGCGUGAAGGAUGAAUUCAAUCAUUAUCGCAACAAUGUGGAGACGAUGAAGGGACUUUGGCGCGAUGUUGAGGAAGCUACACAGACACGCUGGAAGGUAGAGGCGCAGCUCUACAUGGGGGACGAGAUCGAGAAGGUCAUGAAGUCGCCUUUCGCGGACGGAAAUGUCCAUAUGGUUCCUUGGUGCGCUACGCGACAAUAA
This is a messenger RNA of Penicillium argentinense, 1017 nucleotides long. RefSeq lists its product as uncharacterized. The record is from RefSeq and is a predicted model, not a curated record. NCBI's taxonomy places the organism in Eukaryota, Fungi, Ascomycota, Eurotiomycetes, Eurotiales, Aspergillaceae. The annotation marks the transcript as partial. The transcript is spliced from 2 exons.